AUGAAUCACCAUUCGGGGGAGAACACCGAACCGAGUACGGAGCGAAGUGGCAACUCGGUGGGGGACUACAUCGAUGAGGGGCCAGACAAAAGGGAAGACCAAAAUGCGGAGGGGGUAACCAUUCCAGGCGAAAUGGACAUCGGAGAACUGCCGGACGACCAAUUCCCCGGCGCGCAGUAUAUCCCAGAUUUGCACGGGCUGGGAAGAGAGAGACAAGCAUUAUCCUGCAAGGUGCACGAAAUGAAGAUUCCAGGGCAGGUAUCCCCUUACCACGUGCCAGAAGGUGAGGAGUCCUCCGAGAGGGAAACUUUAUAUGACGAAAAUGGAUUGCCUAUAAGGACAAAUUCGAAUGACCAAGAAGGGGACAAAAAAUUGUGGUCAUGGACAGAUGAUGGGAAAUUAAAGCUUUUAUGUUCUCAGCCAAUAAUCCCAGUGUCUGUUGUGCAAGGCAUACUAAGGAGAGACAAAAUUAUUUUAAUACCUCAAGUGGAAGUGACCGAUUUUGUUGUGCCCAAAAUUUAUAAUCAAAAUAUAAAGCAUGAUGUGCCCAAAUUGGAUAUCAAAGUGGAAUGCUCCAAUGUGGAGAUACCAAAUGUGAAAUACGUGGAGAAGGAAAUAAUCAUUCCAAUCAUCACCGGGUACACGCAUAAGUUCAUCCCCAAGUGGGACGUCCACGAGGUCCCCAGGCCGGUUGUUAAAUACAUAGGGGAGCAGAAAAUUGUGGAGGUGGAAGUACCCGAAAUUAAGUACAUAGACAAAAUUGUAGAAAGGGAAGUGGUGGUAGAUACAGUCGAAAAAAGAGUCCCCAAAAUUAUUGAGAUUCCAAAAUACGUGGAUGAAGUUAAGUACGUUUGGAAGCCUAUUGAAAAAAUUGUAUACAUACAGAAGCUGGUCCCUAAAUUUGACGUGAACUUGGAAUGCCCUCCUCCUUUAAUCGUCCCCUACCCGGUACAAACGGUCAAGCAGAUUCCACCUGUCAUGGUCAGAAAGGAUGUGAAAUUCCCAGAUUGUGAUUACACCGAUUUUAAUUCGCCUUAUGGGUCGUUACCUAUCCCUAGAGAGUACGUCGAUUAUUACACUUCCAGGCAGAAGGCCCAGAAGGGGAUUUUCUCCAACUGCUGCGAAUCCAAUUGUAAGAAUGGGGAAGAUCAUCACGGGGGGGAGACCUACUACGAUGUGUCCCCCAGUUCUGCCAUGGGGGUCUCCGAAGAGUCCCUCCAGAAUGAGCUAAAUAUUUGCAACUCCUCCAACCCGUUUGUCAACACCAGCGCCGAUUCGAUUUUAAACAAGGGGGGUCCGCGCCAAGCCCUCGACGCGGCAUGCAUGUGA
Molecule: messenger RNA, 1329 nt
Organism: Plasmodium vivax (malaria parasite P. vivax)
Lineage: Eukaryota; Apicomplexa; Aconoidasida; Haemosporida; Plasmodiidae
Exons: 1
Coding region: 1-1329 (442 amino acids)
Source: RefSeq, a predicted model, not a curated record